AUGGAAAACUUCACUGAAACGUGCAACUUUGCCCUCAUUGUUCCGUUGCAGGACAAAUCAUAUUACACUGUACAGUUUGUACAAUCUCCUAACAUCACCUCCAGCAACACGUUGGGUAUACACAUGCAACUGAACUCACCGGACGGUUUGAGACGAUAUGCACAUCUUCAUAUGACAGAUCCGUCAAAGCAACUUUGUCCGGAAUUUUUUCGCGUUGGACAUACGUCAGAUAAUGUUCUAGAUUUGGCCAGUUUACUCAAUCAGCCGGAACGACAUGAAAUCAGGUUUGCGGACUACACCAGCAUUGACCGAAUAACAAUCAAAGGAGAGAUGAAUGUGUACCUUUCCAUGUCCGCAUUUUUGCCCAACCCGGAUUAUGAGGCGGUCUCUUACUUGAUCAGCAGGUCAACCUCAUCGAAUCAAAUCAACGUGGUUAGGAAGUCCAUUACUCACAAAUUAAAGAUACGCCCAUGGGAGGUGCAUCGCAUGGUAACAGAACUUGUCCAAGCACACCCAGACUACGAGGAACAAAUGUAUCAGUUUCAGUUACAAUUUCAUACGAGUCGAAAUAAUCUGGCGUUAGUGAUUGUGCUCGCUAGGAAGGGAGAGUAUGCGGACCGGGAACUGACCGAAGUGAUGCAUCAGUGGAUUAUACAAGGGAAACGCGAUGCAAAAUUUAUUUGGCCUGGAACCCAGUUACCAGCCAUACGAAUGAUUCCAUUGUUCGUCACUCACAUAACUAUUUAUCGAGUGAAUGAAACUGCCAUUGUUGAAGCCGAACCUCAUGAGAUUCACAACAAAGUUCGAUAUUGCCAGAAACGUCUUUCUCGUGGAAGUCAUUAUGAACAUAACCUACGCCUCUCAGCUCUAUCUGGGUCUUACAAAUUUUAUAUGCAUUCUGUUCAGGUGGAAGACAGUGGUGCGUAUAAAUGUCAAACCCCACAAGCUCAAGGUGGAGAGCGCGUUCUUUUCGAAGAUCAUUAUAUCAUUGUGUUACCCAGAAAGACGGACGUUGCAGCUUUUGUGAACGCUCGACCACCAGGGGAAAGCGAUGUGUUAAAGCAUACAUAUCCAUACAAGGAUGCACUGGGUCGAUUUUAUUUCAAGCACAACAGACCCAUCAUUGUUACAUGUGUGUAUAAUUUAUCCAAAGGUUUAGAUAAUUAUUUAGGCUACAGACAAACAUAUAGAUCAACAACCAGCCCCAUUCGUGACAUACCCUACCGACUGUUACAAGAACACACUCGAAGUUAUGGCGCCAUGUUUUUGAAUCUGACAUCCUACCAAAUAACGCCUGAGUAUGCCAAAGAUGGGAAAGUGAUUGAGACUCGUUUCGAAUGUUCCUACUUGUAUGAACAGACUUUUAAACUUGUCCGCCAUGCGAAUCCGAUACCUUAUAAGGAUCGCUUUAUAAACGCCGAUGUGACACUGAUUGCUGUGAGGAACAAACGACCACUUAUCAUCAGUUCCACAAUUCGAACCAACGUACGUGCACUGACACGUGGUUUGAGAAGCGUGGAGUCUACAUUUACAAACCUAUCCACUUAUUUACACACAACCGUCCGAGUUCCGGAGACUGUGAUAACCGGUUCUUGCAUCGGGCUUCUGUCAGAGCGAGACAGUUGGGGACAAGUCUGGUCGAUCACCAGAGUGAUAAAUUCAACCAACUACGCCCUUCGAACAUGCCCCAUCAAAUCACAGAAAGUUAUUACGACCAAAACAAGUGCUUGGCUCAACGCACCAGAGAUGCGUUUGUCACAUAGUCUGGUUACUAUUCAAUUUGUUUUUUCUUGCAUCGCCGAUAUGUUCACCGAGGCCAUUGGGAUUACUUUAUACAUUGCAGAAGGUAAGGUGGCAAACCAAACCGAGAUCUCCCAUCAAUUCAUAAAUUCCGUACUUCAAUCAGUGACUGCGUUGAAUAGAGCACAAGGAUAUGUACCGAUACAACUAAAGGACCAAGCGGUUACACAUGCCACCCAUAUGCGUCUAAUUCGAACGACAGUAGGUUGGAGAGCAACUUUGAACAUCAGUGAUCGAAGCCAUAUGAUAUGGAGGAUACCAAGAAAUGCGCAAACCUUCACAAUUCAGUGUCGCUAUGGAAUCAAUUCAACACAACCGGAGGUGGCUUUACCCGAUGGAUUCGCUUUAUUCCGUACCUCAUCUGGUCAGUUGUUAGAAUUGACCAAAAGACAAGUCCAAGUAACUGAUUCCGGUUGGUAUUGCUGUUAUAUAAAGAACUGUUCAUCCUGUCCGUUCAAACCCGUGGGUCCGGCGCGUCGUCUUGUCGUUCUACCUAACGAAUCGCAUUUAAAAGCUCAAGUUGAAAUAGAAAAGGAGUUGAUUGAUAUAGACACACUGAAAGUUGAUACAAAAUUAAAUCCAUUAACAACAAAUGAGCAAAGAAUGUUCGUUUAUUGUUCCUAUUGGAUGUAUUAUGGGAUUGAGGCAAACAUUACGCUCGGAUUUCUUUAUGAGACUGGUAUGCCGAGAAGCCUAAAUCAACUGUCUCUUCCAUUUAAACUUCUCCGUGUUGCACGCACCGAAUCUCAUGAUCAUUAUAGUUUGAAACAUAUUUAUAGCAUUGACCGCCCAAAUCCGGAUACUUACUGGAAUUACACAAAUGUGACCUGCUUCUUACACAUCAGUGAAAUAGUUCAUGAUGUAAAAGAUGUAUUCGGAAGAAACUUUUAUUUGCAUUUUUCAAAAAGUUUGUAUUUCAAAUAUGACCUGAUUCGUUUUCCGAAGUUAAUACCGGAAUUCAUGCAGACAACAAGUCGCAUUCUAACGGAAGCUUUAUUACGGAACGAGUCGACCGAUUUAAAAAAACUAUUUCAAGCUGCCGCACCAAUACAACCUUUACGGCUUUUUGGAGCAAGUUAUCAAAUAAACUGGACUGUAUUUUUGGGUAUCCCAUCAGGUUGGACUGCUGCAUGGACGGUGUAUCGCACAACAGACAGUGUGAUUAUUGAACCAUGCCACCGAUUAACCACAGUGAAACUAGACAAUUCAACAGAUAUGGGAAAUGUGACUGCAAUGCCACUACAUAAAAUCAAUGCUGGGAUUAAUUUUUUCAAUAUCAGUGCAGAAUGUGCGUUCCAACCGGAACACAUAGGAUUGAUUGUUUCCGUGUUUGCACAUUAUACCAAUACUACAAAUCGAGAUGAAGUAGAAGAGUCGCUUAUGAACGAAGUCAAGUGGUGGUUUACAAGCGAGCAAUGGAGGCCGAAUAAUACGUCACGAUUGGAAUGGGCUAAGUAUUAUUUCAGCUACAGGGCUGUCCCAAUGAAAGUGCUUUGGCGUGCCUCCGUUCAGAUCGGGGACCUCAUUGUGAUGGUCGGACGUCGAACUGAAAGCCACCACGAACCUAAGUGUACGUAUCGAGCAAGCUCCACUAGUACCCCCAUUCCGACUCAUAAAUCUUUCAAAUUGUACAAUUUGAGUGCAACCGAAUUUGUGCUCCGAAAGACACACGCCGACUAUUCAGACUCAGGUAUAUAUGAGUGUGCGAUCGAGUGUGAAAAUUGUUCAAUUCGACUUGGAUUCGCUCCACGCGAAUUAUCUGUCCUCCCGGACGAGUCGGUUUUGCAAAUGCACUUGAAUUACAAGCCACUUUUGCUAAAUCAACUCUCAAUGCAUCAUUUCAAUCAAUAUGAUGGAUUUAGGAAGCCAUACUUAUAUACCGAACAAACCCUCAGUGUUCGAUGUCUUUUUGAACUUUCUCCAAUUGCUAAAUUGGAAACUUCACCAGUCCUAAUUUAUCGGAUGGAUAAUCCAGAACGAAAGAAAAUGACCACAUUACCUAUACGUACAGGGGUACAGUUUUUCACUGAGAUCCAAGGAAAACCGGUGUUGGUCACAGAUUACGAGAUUGUUGCUCCCAGUCCAGAUAAGUACGCGGGUGAAUUACAUGUGACUUGCCGGCUUAGUUAUGGACACUACAUUGCAACCGACAGUGACAUAGAGACCAGGAAUGAGAGACUGGAAGUGCAAAGAGAAUUUUGUUUGUCAGUGAAAAUUUUAGCUCGCCCAACAAUUUUGACACACCUAGUUCAAACCUCUCAUCCAGCACUGUUCGACAAUUGGAAGCAUGAGAAUGCUCUCAACAUGUCUGCUCAUCAGUUUCAUCAAUCGGUCUCUAAUAGCCGUGUGCGAGAGGCGUAUGUCACUAUUAGUCUCCUAGUAGGCCUUGGAGUACCCAAAGGAGAGGUUGAAGUUUUGUCCUAUUACGAAAAUGAAAAUGAACUCUAUGAAGUUCAGUGUCAAGAAGUUUAUCGUCAAGCGAUAGAACCUUCAACCAUUCCAUGGAAUUCACUGUAUCGGAAAGAGUUUACGAAUGCUCGAGGAAAUCAUAUGAUUAAUUUGACAGUAGGAUGUACUCUACAACCGGAACACAUAGCCUUGGGAUUCGUUGCUUUCCGAUUUGAAGAAAAUGCUACUGUAAUGCAUCAGUGGUUACGAAAACAGAUACUUCAGUCACUUUCAUAUUAUUUUUCAAAUCCCACAAGCAGUGUACCAUAUGCUUGGAAAAUGUGUCCAGGUUGCAGCAUAUCGUUGGGUUUGGUUAAACUGAAAAUUGGUUGGAUAGCAACUAUUAACAGCGGUGAAAGCUUCUCUAUGCUCGUUCGAGGAAUACAGCCAUCACCUGCUGAUGUUUUUAUUAGGGGUCGAUUUGCUGUGUGGACCUAUAUGCUACACAAUGACUCUGAUUUGAUCCGCGAAAAUUGUCUAGUGGAGCAAACAGCAAGUGUGAGACGUGAUCAGAUCCCGGCAGUCAUUUACACGGAUCAUCUGUACAAAUCGGUUAAAGCAAAUUGUCUCAUCAAUGUGACCUUCCACUGUGUGCUCAGACCAGAAAACGUAGCACUCGUGAUGCUUGCCCAUAAUAGUUUGCAGUCUAAUAUCGACGAGGAUUAUUCUGAACAUUUAUUUGCCAAUGAGGUCCAGAAACGCGUCAAAGCAUGGCUGGAUUUUACAGACCCAGAUAAUGAACUCAAUGAACAAAUUGUUACUUCUGAGGAAUCAAAAAGGAGCUUUCUAAUAAUGAAGGUUUCUGUUCAUUGGUUAAUAACCAGAAGAACGGGUACUCGCGUCCAAAUGCUUGGUUAUGUGGGCAGUCAAGGUGAUACGAAGAUUAGCUGUUUUGUUAAAAAAACAGCUGAUUCUCCGACCGAUCAUGUUGGUCAUGAUUUUCAGAUUGUUCGGAUCUUAAACGGUUUUGCAUUCUACUUGACUAAAGUUCGUGCAACAUUUGGUGAUUCCGGAACUUAUUGGUGCACUUCAAUCGACAAAUGUUUGAAUUGCGUUCCCAAGCACAACUUCUUACCUCGUCAAUUGAUUGUGGCCCCGAAUGAAUCGAUUGUGAAGAUUCUACUAACUGGGAGACCGUUUGGACUCCAUUCGAAAGAAAUGACCAAUUUCACACAGUAUAGCUUGGACAAUAAGCCAUAUCUUUUGAGCGAUCAAAGUGUAUAUGUUUAUUGUGUAUAUCCGAAAUUGAAAAUAUCCCAUAUGGAACCUUCUCUGAAAUUCACUUACAUCUUGGUCAAUCCGAAAAAUAAGCAUCAUUUUACCGAGGGCAUGGCAACGUCGAUAGCGGAAUUCCGAGAAGAAUUAUCUGAAGAGUAUAGAAUUUUUCAAGGAUUUCUCAUCACAGCACCAGCUACAGCGGAAGAGGGAACAUACCUUAAUGUGACUUGUACGAUAAACUACAAGGAGAAAAGUAUGUCAAAUAGGGUAUUUGAUUUUACAAACAAAUCAUUGGAUAUAUUUUCUAUAUCUCAAUCACAGAAAAUUGAAUUUCUAAUCAGGUAUCGCCCCAAGUUGUUUUUCCAGUAUCUUCAUUCAAGUAGUCAAGAUAUUCAGCUGGCAUUUCGCAAUCAGAAAGAACAAGUUAUUCUCAAUUCUCCGAGUUUUUAUGCCAGUGGCCCAACAGAUCGUCUCCUAGAAGGUCUAGUACAGAUAAGUAUACUUCUGACUGUAGGUAAUCCAGAAGGAGUGCCAAGUGUACAGUUAUUCUACUGGCACGGAGUACUUCGAGUUGAUCGAUGCAAGACAAUGAAUUAUUAUCAGAUUAGCGAAGAAAACUCCUAUGACAUCAAAGUGACAGAAUAUCAGUCAAGAUCAGAAGUACGUGUGUACAUGUAUGAAGUUGUUUGCCGUCUGACUCCAGGUCAUGUUGCGAUUGCGAUAAUGACAAUUAAUUCGUUCGAUUUAACAUCAAAUUUAAAAGUGAUCGAAUGGGCCGCCACAAUGUCAAUCAUCAAAACCAUGACUCACUGGAUCACACACAAGGAUGAUAAACAAACGAUGCCUAUUUAUCCGCCACCACACUCAAAUAUGGAUUAUUCUCUCAUCCGGAUUCGCGUGGGCUGGCGUGCGUCAGUUGUAACCGGUGAACCGUUGAUCAUUUUCGGCUUACUUGGACCGUUAGGUGAAGGUGAUCCGAGUUGUAGUUUGUUUGAUUCGAAUUCCUUAGCUGUUACUCGAGAGAUAGCUACCAACAAAGAUGACGAGUUUCUUCUACUGGUCAAUCGAUCCACGGCCAGCUUUGAACUAAUCAAACCAAAAACAAGUGAACAAGAUGGAAAUGUGUAUGGUUGCAAAUUAUUGAACUGUCCAAGAUGUGGCACUGUGGAACAAUUUCAACCCAGGAGGCUGACAGUGUUUAGCAAGCGCAUGGAUCUGCUAAUCCAUUUCACUUCUAAACCAUAUCCGGAAAACGUUUCAUUGCUUGGUGAUAUUUAUACACAAAUGGACAAAAAGGGAAUCCCCUUUAUGUACACGGCACAACGGUUAAUGGUCCAUUGCGAAUGUCGUAUGGGAGUGGGUACCAAACUUCCCAUAGGAUUUCGGUUUACUUUUCGAGAGUACUCGAUUGAUAAAGCCCCCAUGACUCUUCCCUAUAAUUUAUCUUCGUUUAAAAUGCGUAAACUCGGCGAAUACUGGUCAUUUACAGAGUCUUAUUUUAUCACCAGUCCCUCAACCAGUGCGGACGACAGUCAGUUGGAGGCUACAUGUAUAAUGAAUCAAACGUCUGCCCGCUCAGGAGAUGAUGUGAAUGAAAUAGCUCAUCAAGAGAUAGCAAUUCAGAGACGGAAGUUACAACUGUCUGUUCCUAUAAGUCCCUACAUUGUUCCUCAGUCGAUUUCGACGCCAAACGAAGAAAUAAAUAAAUUGUUGCAGCAAAAUGAAGCCGUGGAACCUAACCCAUCUACCUUUAUGGAACAUGUCAAUCGUGAGCCGAUUGAAGAAGGUCCGUUCCAACUAAACUUUAGUGUCAGUUUAGGAUGGCCAGCUGGGUGGUUCUCAGUUUGGAUAUUUUUCAAUCGUUCUUCUUCAUUUUACGCACAACCAUGCAUUCAAACUGAUGAAAGCACUGCUUCAAAGUCAACGGAAGCGUCAAAUGUAAUGAAUGUGACAUAUGAAUGUUACAUUCACCCUGAACAUGUUGCAAUACUUAUCUAUGUACCGCAAAUUCUAGAUAAUAACUAUGAUAGGAAACUUGUGGAAAGAACGUUUGUUCAAUCUACAUCAAAAGCCAUGACUCUGUGGUUUCAGAACUACUCAGAUUGGGAACGCUAUAUACUUCGGCAACCUUUGCAUUCGUUUGGCAUGUACCGCUUUUGCCGCAUAAAAGUGGCAUGGAGGGCUUCAGUCGCACUGGGAUCACAGAUUAAAAUAUUUGGUGCAGUGGAAAAACACUCUUCCAGUCCCAUCAUUUGUUUUUACGGGUUCGUGAAUGCUGACCGGCGUAUCAAUCCUGAUUCUGGAUUCUCAAUUAUUCAAACGGAGAACUAUUUCUAUUUGCACAAAGCGAGAGCUGACUUCGGCGAUUCUGGUGUGUAUGAGUGCAGAGUGAAAACAUGUUUCGAUUGCCAAGCCUACUUGGGUUUUCCUCCUAGACAGUUAGUCGUUUUGCCUAAUGCAUCAUUAAUAAGAUUCGUUUUCAAUAAAAUCCAGACUGAAGUUGAAAGUACCAGUUGCGGUGUGGCUAGUGUACCAUUGAUUCCGCCAGGUCGCGGUGUCUUAGUAAGUUGUAUUUAUCCAAUCAUCAAAAUUCAGUGGCGAAGAGUGACAAGUAAUAUAUACUUGGGAACCUCGAAAGAAACUGGUAUUGAGAGACGCUUGCAAAAUGUGAUGUUCGAUUUGAGAAAUCAGGAUGAGGGUCUUUUUGCCGAAAGAACGACCGUAGUUCGUGUACCAGACCAAAGAAGAAACAUGAUCUAUUGGAAAUUACGGUGUGAAGUGGUUUUUGAAGCUUAUCGAGUUCCUUUCGAUAUGAGAAAUGAAAUUCCCGCUGAAAAAUUAAACAGCACUUUAGACUUCAUUUCGAUUCAACGAAGAAAACCACAUAUUUUGAGUGAGACAAUUGAGACCAAUGUUUUGGAACUAACAAAAGUAAUGAGAAAUCGAACACUUACUGAAUCGAACAAAGAAGCGUUUUCCGAAAUACCAAUUAAGAACCGUGUUCGAGAAGGGUUGUUGAGUAUGGAAUGGAAAGCCUUCCUCGGGUCACCACCAGGAUGGGUGAUUCUAUGGUUGGUUUAUCAGAAAAGAGAAAAGCUUUACAUAGAUGUCUGCACCGUGGAAAGUCUAACUAAAAUGCGUGUUGAAGAGCCCAUCAAAAUUCGGGGUCAUUGUGUACUUAUACCUGGCCACGUCGCACUGUUGAUCGGAGCUCUUCAAAUUCCGGGAACCAAGUGGACUAGACCUAUGGUCGAAGCAGCCAUAGAAACAUGGCUAUUGACCAACUUGACAAAACGGCCGAAGAAGAAUAAGGAUGAAACAUCUGGAAUAGGACACGUUGCGUGCUUUGAUUAUGAUAUUCGAUUGGUACAUUUGGAGGUUGGUUGGCAAGCUACAGUCAAAGUCGGCCAGCCUAUCGUCAUGGUGGGUCGAUUAGUCGGCUUGAACAAGAGCAAUGUCCAAUGUCAUUUUCGUGCUUGGAAUUCGGAUACGACGACAGAUUUAGAUGCAUCGUUCAAGAUCAAUGUGGGAGACAAGAUGAACCAGCUUGAAAUAAGGAAAGAACACGCAACAUAUGAUGACAGUGGAUGGUACUCGUGUAUCACAAACGCCUCGAUUAAGGACGACAUAAUGUCCGGAAUUCAAACUCGGAGACUCAUAGUCCUUCCACAAGGUGACUCAUUGGGAUGUAAGGUUACCUUGGAUUUGGCCGGUAAUCGAGUGAUUAACGAAUGGCAAAAGACGACUAGGGGAAUGCCGUAUCUUCUAGCACACCAAUCAGGAUAUGUUCAUUGUACCUAUGAUUCGCUUCUCGAUCUCUACUUUCACCCAGAGCAUGAGGUGAUGUAUGAGAUUCAAGAUGAGAACACAAUGAAAACAAAUCGUUUAGUCAAUCAUAUGGCCCCCAAAUUAGUCGAAUCGAAGCUGUCAAACACGAAGCGAACCAAUGUUUAUCAUUUUCGGGGCAUCACAUCAAAAAUGUUCACGGGACUGUUAAAAGUCACCUGCUGCAUCCGGUUUGAAAAUCUAACAGCCCAAAUCGAUAUCAGUGGUUCAGACGGCACCAUCACAUUGUCCUGUGAGAAUAGGUUUACAAUCUUAGAACCGGCCACGGGGGAGCUAAAAAUUCAGUCCGAUUCACAUAAUUUUCAAAAACAACCUGUCCCUUUGGGUACGGAAUUUGUGUGUUCCGGUGGGUUUGGCGUGCCGCGGUUGACUUAUAAAUGGAUCAGAAUUAUCCCACCGGUUUUUGGAAAAACGACUAUUGAUACUGAUUUAGCCAGCUUGCUACCUGGUCAAGGAGGUGGAUGGGAUGGCCCUCACAAUCCAUUUUUUGAUAUGCCAAAACAUUAUCUCUUUACCCAUGGACCUAUUUUACGUGUACCAAAAGAUCCCAGAUUCUUGGGCAUGAAUUACCUUUAUGUUUGUGUAGGAAAAAACAUAGUGCAAGGGAGGGAACACACCAUAAAAAGAGGCCUGCAUAUAUCGGUUCUGAUAUGCCAUGCAGAUUACAUGAAUCUAGACUUGACCAUUUUUCUGAGCUCACGACUAAUGGCAGCGUGCGCCAUUCGAAAUAAUCCGGACUCACAAAUACAAUUUUAUGGUUAUUACUUUAUUACUCUUGUCCGUCAGAUAGUUUUGGGACUCCCAUACGGACCUGAUAUGGCCAGAAUCAAUUAUUUGAUGAGACCAACUCAACAGGAUCUUUCGAGUGACAGCCAAAUAAAAUACCAAUGGAGAUUAUCCUCAAACAUGCCAACGCGUUUUGAUCUCGCCAAGACAAUUUAUUCCAAACAGGUGAAACCUAUCACCAGUUUUGAUGCUUGUGACACGAUUCCGGAUAGUUUGGAAAGUAUAAUUCAAGCCCUUGUGGAAAUGCGACCUUAUAGUACUGAACGAGACUUUGUUGUCUUGCUCACAAUAGACUAUUUCUUGAACACCACAUUGUCGGACGAGGCAAUUAAAAAUAUUCAAGAUCUUCACCGUUCGGGAAUGAAAGUCGUGGUUGCUUUGACUCAUCCGAUGAAUGCGAAGUUUCAAAGGUUCAAUCAACGCAUCUCUCAAGUGUUAAAACCAGUCAGUAUGAUUAAUAUCUUGCCUUUAUUUUCGGGUGCAAAAGAUUGUCGGUUAUGCCAUAUGGGUUUAAAUGAUCUAAAGUUUCAAAUUGCCCGGCUACCUUUGUUUGAGGCAUUGUGCAAAGCAGCCAGAAGUGCCAAACGCAGUCCGCCACCGAAGCCAUAUUUUACGUUUUCUGCACCGCCAACACAAUGGACCGAGGGUCAACAUAUUCUCAUUAUCUGUCUUGCUGAUGAGGAGCCAAUUCAAGACCGCGCUACGGUAAAUCCAACCAAUCGCGGUCUUCACAUAUCACCGAUUGAACCGGGUCUAUCCACUCCCGUUCAUUCGGAAUGA
Echinostoma caproni is the source of this 10878-nucleotide messenger RNA. Lineage: Eukaryota; Metazoa; Platyhelminthes; Trematoda; Plagiorchiida; Echinostomatidae. The record is from the annotation of a GenBank genome assembly.